Molecule: messenger RNA, 732 nt
Organism: Coniosporium apollinis CBS 100218
Lineage: Eukaryota; Fungi; Ascomycota; Dothideomycetes
Exons: 3
Coding region: 1-732 (243 amino acids)
Biological process (GO): very long-chain fatty acid biosynthetic process; sphingolipid biosynthetic process; fatty acid elongation
Cellular component (GO): endoplasmic reticulum membrane
Molecular function (GO): 3-hydroxyacyl-CoA dehydratase activity
Source: RefSeq, a predicted model, not a curated record
AUGACAUCUUCAGUUCCUCCCAGCGCCGAACCCUCGCCUCGCGCCGCGCGCUCCGGCGGCGCAAAGCGGACAUAUCUCUUGACCUACAACUUCGUCUCGACGAUCCUUUGGGCGGCUGUGCUGGGCAGAGUCGUGCUGACGGUGCUGUUCGCGGGCUGGGGAAGCGUGUAUCGGUCGACGGGGGAUUUUGCGUUUUGGACGCAGUUGGGGGCUGUGGCGGAGGUGGGGCAUGCUGCGUUAGGACUCGUCCGCGCCCCACUCCUCACGACGGCGAUGCAAGUCGCCUCGCGCCUCCUCCUUGUAGGCCUGGCACGCCUCUUCCCGCGCACCGCCUCCUCGACUCCUUUCUAUACCACCAUGCUGCUCGCCUGGAGCGUCACGGAGGUGAUACGGUAUGCGUACUUCGUGUGCGUGCUAUGGGGCGCCUCCAAGCCCCGCAGUGAAGUAGGUAGCGAAGCAAGAGGAGAAGGCGGUGACAAAAGCAGCGCCGUACCCGCCUGGCUCUCCUGGCUCCGCUACAAUACCUUCUUCGUGCUUUAUCCACUCGGCAUCAGCAGCGAGGUGGCUGUGGUGUGGAAGGCGGUUGAGCCGGCGGGAAGGGUUAAUCUUGCGUGGGCCUAUUUUUUGAGGCUCGUGCUGGCGGUUUAUGUUCCUGGCUCGUACAUCUUGUAUACGCACAUGAUGGCUCAGCGGAGAAAGGUCAUGCAGGGGAAGCAGAGAAUGGCACAGUAA